This is a messenger RNA of Bacidia gigantensis, 417 nucleotides long. RefSeq lists its product as uncharacterized. NCBI's taxonomy places the organism in Eukaryota, Fungi, Ascomycota, Lecanoromycetes, Lecanorales, Ramalinaceae. The transcript has 2 exons. The record is from RefSeq and is a predicted model, not a curated record. The coding region runs from base 1 to 417 and encodes 138 amino acids.
AUGAAUCCCACGAAAACAACAAAAGCGACGACCGCACCUCAGCCAACAGCUUUUUCACACAAGCUAUCCUUUGAGGGAGCAAAGCUGACUGCGCGCGAAUCGGCAUCCCGCGGCCGCGACCGUUUCGUCAAUUCAUGCAAAUUCCAAGUACACCUUCAUGACUCGACAGCCCCCAUGUGCCCUCGCUGUACAAAGAACUAUGAGGCCUGGAGGAUAUACCGAGUGUACGGCCAGUCUAUGGAGCUUGUUGACGAGGAGAAGCCCUGGGAGGAGAAGCCCCACGAGAAGAAGCCCCAGGCAGAGAAGGCCCAAGAGAAGAAGCCCGAGAAUGAUGAUGACUGGGUGAAGAUUGGUAUGGAGGAUCUCGAGGAAUCCAAAGCCAACGAAAAGAGUACUGCCAAGAAGUGGUGGAAAUAG